This is a messenger RNA of Camellia sinensis, 995 nucleotides long. The record is from RefSeq and is a predicted model, not a curated record. NCBI's taxonomy places the organism in Eukaryota, Viridiplantae, Streptophyta, Magnoliopsida, Ericales, Theaceae.
AUGUGGCGUUUCCAUGCUCGGAAAUUAUUUCCAUUAAGCAUUUCGAUUCCUGAAGAAUCCAUGGUUCCGAAGUCACCGAAUUUCAAAGUGAGAUUCACCCUAGAUAUAAAGCACGGAGGGGGUCCAAAAAGCCAGUUCUACCUGAUGGACAUCGGAAGCUGUUGGAAGAACAAUGGGCAGCCUUGUGACGGGGACGUGACAACGGAUGUGAUCAGAUACAGCGAGAUGAUCAUAAACCCGAAUAUAGACUCCUGGUGCAAUCCAAACAACCUUGGGUCCUGCCCGCCUUAUCACACCCUUCCAAGUGGAGUUGGUAUCCAUAGGACAGAUAAAGAUAACUAUCCCUACGGGGCUUAUCGUAUUUAUUGCUCUCCAGGCAAUGCUGAAAGUCCUGAGGAGCCCUAUAACUUCUGUGAUUCAUAUAACAAUCCUCAACCUCAGGAAAUUCUGCAAAUUCUCCCUCACCCAGCUUGGGGACAAUACCGAUACCCAACAAAGAAGGGAGAGGGUUGGCUUGGGGAUAAAAGAACUUGGGAACUCGAUGUUGGAAGACUAUCUCAAUCACUUUAUUUCUAUCAGGAUCCUGGCACUGAACCUGUGGAGAGACAUUGGCCGUCAAUUGACCUGGGAACUGAAAUAUACAUGAGCGGUAACCAAGUUGCUGAGUGGACGGUUAGUGACUUUGACAGUAUCAUUCCAAGAGAUGAUAAUUAGCAAUGUUAUUGGCAAAUCAUCACAAGAUCAUAAUUUCCUUGCAUAUUGGAGAUGUGGGAGUUGCAACACCCAAGGCAAAUAAAAAACAGAGUUUGAGUUUUAUUUAUGGAUUUGUGAUGUAUGGAUUUCUAGGCUUGAAUCUAUAGCACUUUUGAAUUUUCUCCCUUUUUCCCCUUCUUUUUAUCCCUUUUCUUCCCGUCUUCUUCUUCCUCUUCUUGUUCUUGAUUCUACCAGCAAGUGAUUAAGGGACAUGAGAUUCUAUCAUGUGUAACUAGGGCAAA